Babesia ovata is the source of this 627-nucleotide messenger RNA. RefSeq lists its product as uncharacterized. Lineage: Eukaryota; Apicomplexa; Aconoidasida; Piroplasmida; Babesiidae. The record is from RefSeq and is a predicted model, not a curated record. Bases 1 to 627 code for a protein of 208 amino acids. The transcript has a single exon.
AUGGCAAAGCGCAAGAAUGUCAACAACUUUAAUUUCUUUCUCUGCCGACUUGCCAUCGAUCAGCAUUUUGACGCUGACAUUCUCAACUGGGGAUUUAAGCAACUCAUACACUGCGCCGCCCGAAAAUUGAUUCUGCAACUCCCCCUCCUGGAGUCCGUCGGUGAGAGACACCUUGUACCCGCAUUUGGCGAGGCAGUUGCCCAGGCCGUUGUCCCUGUCGUCGGGGGUGAACUCGCAUAUUUUGUUGUUUCGCCAGUUGGUGCCGCAUUUGGUCUCCAGGUUGCUAAGCGCAUCGUGAGCCAUCGGGAUCAUGCUCAGCAACACCUUGGCGUACUUGUCGGCGUCAGCAUCCCGGCACUCCGCGCCAGAGUAUGUGGAGACGUAAGCGUCGCCGAACUCAGCGACGAAUUCACGGAGGCCACGGCCGACAGUGUUCAGCAGCGGAGUUGUGAUCUUACCGAAGGUUUCGGGCUUCAUUUCACCCAACGCCUUAAUCAGAUCGUUGAGCAGACCGGGGAGUCUGUGAUCGUAGCCUUGUAUAUUCUGAAUAUGGAUGAGCACCGUGUUAAUCGCGGCGUUGACUUCAUAGAGCUUCGGGGCGUAGGGCUCCGCCGGCGGCGGGAGUGA